This is a messenger RNA of Xenia sp. Carnegie-2017, 1152 nucleotides long. RefSeq lists its product as uncharacterized. Lineage: Eukaryota; Metazoa; Cnidaria; Anthozoa; Malacalcyonacea; Xeniidae. The record is from RefSeq and is a predicted model, not a curated record. The transcript has 5 exons. The coding region runs from base 178 to 936 and encodes 252 amino acids.
CAGCGGCCAAUUCCAAAUUUACAAGCGACUACAGGCAAUAGAAGCUUUCAGGAAAGUUGGUACUCGAAGAAAGAUUGGCUUUGUUGUAGCUCAGAAAAGAAUGCAUUGUUCUGUUGGCCUUGUCUUUUAUUUUGCCCUGGAUCGUCAUCUUCAUGGACGCAGACGGGAUUCAAAAACAUGAAGAAUUUCCUAUCCGAUUGUAAGAAGCAUGAGAAGGCAAAAUCGCACAUGGGUGCCUACAAGACCUGGAAGACCUACGGUUUUCAGCCUCGUAUCGACUGUCUCAUGUCACAAACUAGACGUGAAGAGAUUCAGCGUCAUAACGAGGAGGUUGAUGAGGCAACUGAUGUUUCUACCCAAGAACAAUUGAGUGUAAUUGUUCGAAUGGACAAAGGGGAAAGUGUCAUUGAAAGACAGCUUGGGUUUGUUGAUGUUAGUUGUGAUAGGACUGCAACUGCUAUAUCAUCAGUGGUUAAGGGUUGGGAUGAUGAAACGUUAAGUAAGGUUACUGGUUUACUUGGCUACCUUAAUGGCUUCUUGUUUUGUUUCUUGGUACAUGUUUGUCAGAGAAUUCUUGAGCAGUCAUCCAUACUUUAUUCUAUCUUGCAAGACAAGGACACUGACUUUCAUUAUGGAAUGAGUAGGUUUGAGAGAUUCAAGGCCUUUGUUGCUUCUCUGAGAAAUGAUACAGAAUAUUGUCAGGUGUACGACCUGGCUGUUGAGAAAGUGGGACCACCAGUAACCAGUUCCAUUAUCAAUCUAGUAUUCCAGAAGUUAAAGAUAAAUGGGGUUUUGUCAAUUACAAGUGCUUCAGUUCAGAGGAUUUCCAUUCACAAAGACAUACUGUCAGAGAAAGAAGACGCCAACACAUUGCAUGAUGAGGUAGUAAAGAAGUUCAUUGAAAAACCACGAAGACUUGCUUUUUUAUACAAAUAGGUAUUCAUAUAUGGCUGAUAACAAGCUGAUGAUGUCUUACGUCCAUGGCAUGUGAGAAUUUUUCCGGGAACUUUUUAAUGCAGUCAAUUAUGAUUGUCAUUUCAGCACGACAAUUUCAUCACAACUUUUGAUAGUUGUUGAUGACAAAUCUGAGCCUUUUUCGGUUCUUUUGUCAAAGUUUCUUUACAAGAUGUACAUAGGUAUCUAUUUAUGUAU